Messenger RNA from Patiria miniata (bat star), 1020 nucleotides. RefSeq names its product MFS-type transporter SLC18B1-like. Gene Ontology annotation, molecular function: transmembrane transporter activity. Gene Ontology annotation, biological process: transmembrane transport. The coding region runs from base 1 to 1020 and encodes 339 amino acids. The transcript has 8 exons. The record is from RefSeq and is a predicted model, not a curated record. NCBI's taxonomy places the organism in Eukaryota, Metazoa, Echinodermata, Asteroidea, Valvatida, Asterinidae.
AUGGCCGACCGCAGCCCAUCAGAAGAGUCCAAUCUAAAUGCCCCGCCCAUAGCCCCAAACGGCAACGAUCAGGUCACGGAAAACAACCAAUGGCAAGAGACAUCACUCGAUGUCACGCCCACAAAUCCAAGCAACCCAGCUGCUGCAAGUGAUGGUGAUUCUGCUGCCGCUCCAAGGUCGAAGUUCACUUUUCACCAAAAGAUCAUCUUUCUCAGCGCAGGUUUGACUUCCUUCUCAACUUGGAGUUCCUAUGCCAUCAUUUCAGUUUUCUUUGCGACAGAGGCUGAAGCGAAAGGAAUGUCGCAGACGGUCGUAGGACUUGUGUUUAGCUGCUACUUCAUCGCGUCUGGUAUAGGUGCACCGAUCUGGGGCAAAGUUCUGCCACGUUUUGGCGCCCGUUUCGUAUUUCUUGCGGGAGCUUUUGUCACCGGCGGUUGCAGCGUCCUGCUGGGCUUCGUUGUGGAUAUGCCUACAUUGGCAACCUUUACAGGUUUCACUUUUGCCAUACGGACCCUAGAAGGCCUUGGAUCGUCCGCCUGCAAUACUGCUAUAGGUGCCAUUCUCACCUACACCUUCAAGGAUAAGGUCGGCGUUGCAACAGCCGGCGGUUUUAAGCUCCCGUUCCUUGUAAAUGGCGGGUUUGUCUGGGCUUGUGUUGCUGUCAAUUACUUUUUGAUGCCGAAGAUUGGGGGCCAACAUGAGGAAACCGGGCCUAUGAUUGAAGUUAUGAAGCUGCCAGCUGUCUGGGUAGUCUUACUUGCCAGUUCUUUCAGCUUUCUUGCGUACUCUGCAUUGGACCCAGUGCUGGCACUUCAUCUUAAGCAGCUUGGUUAUAGUGUCACUGGCAUCAGUCUGGUGUUUGCAGGUUGGGGCGCUGCGUACGCUGUGACUGCUACCCUCUGGGGCUACAUUGUCGAUAAAAAGGGGAUCUCAAGAAUCCUAAUGGUUAUGGGAGUGUUUGCUUCUGCAAUAGGUUUCAUCUUAAUUGGGCCCUCUCCGUUCUUCAAUAUUCCCCCGUGA